CAGCCCCCUUGUUCUGAGCACAGAGGCACCAGGCCCUGCUCCAUGGGGCCUCUAGUCUCAGGGGAAGCUGUGCCUGUGUGGCUCUGACACUGAUCACAUCAUCUCUGCCAUUCCCAAAGUGCACCCCUUCCCAGCCAGCCCCAGAAUGGCACUGCCUCCUAGUCCCCUGGCCAUGGAAUAUGUCAAUGACUUUGACUUGAUGAAGUUUGAGGUAAAGCGGGAGCCCUCUGAGGGCCGAUCUGGCCUCCCCACAGCCUCAUUGGGCUCCACACCCUACAGCUCAGUGCCUCCUUCACCUACCUUCAGUGAGCCAGGCAUGGUGGGGGCCACCGAGGGCCCCCGGGCAGGCCUGGAGGAGCUAUACUGGCUGGCCACCCUGCAGCAGCAGCUGGGGGCUGGGGAGGCGCUGGGGCUGAGUCCCGAAGAGACUGUGGAGCUGCUACAGGGUCAGGGCCCAGGCUCUGUUGAGGGGCCCCACGCUUACUACCCAGGGAGCCCAGAGGAGCCAGGAACCCAGCAUGCCCAGCUGGCCGAGCGGUUUUCGGACGCGGCUCUGGUUUCGAUGUCUGUGCGGGAGCUGAACCGGCAGCUGCGGGGCUGCGGGCGCGACGAGGCGCUGCGGCUGAAGCAGCGGCGCCGCACGCUGAAGAACCGCGGUUACGCGCAGGCCUGUCGCUCCAAGAGGCUACAGCAGCGGCGCGGGCUGGAGGCCGAGCGCGCUCGCCUGGCUGCCCAGCUGGACGCCCUGCGAGCCGAGGUGGCCCGCCUGGCCCGGGAGCGCGACCUCUACAAGGCUCGCUGUGACCGGCUGACCUCGAGCGGUCCCGGGUCCGGGGACCACGCCCACCUCUUCCUCUGAGACGCUCGUAGCCGCGGGGUAGUGGAGUAGGUGGGUGGGUGGGGGACACCACACAGGAGGCGGCUGCACCUUUCACUGAUCGUUACCCAGCGCCUUCUGGUCCCAUCCAUUCCCUGUAUGACCAUACAAGUUUCCCCAAACUUCCUGGACCCUCAAAGCAUGUCCGAGUUUAGAUGCUGGUCAUUUUCUGGAGAGGGGUCCCCUCCCCUCGCGGAGGCCACGCAUGGAAACUCGACCCCCGUGACUAGCACACAGAGCUCUGCAGGGGCCAGCGCUAGGCACUGGGUGGUGGAGGCGUGGAUGAUAGCUGGGUGACACAGUGAAUGGGAGGUGAGGGAGUGGUGCAGCUCCCCCCUCAGUUUGGUUUUUAAUUCAAGGUUUUCAACUUGUAGUGCAUUAAGGCUGUAAUUAGCAA
Galeopterus variegatus (Sunda flying lemur) is the source of this 1274-nucleotide messenger RNA. RefSeq names its product neural retina leucine zipper (gene NRL). The record is from RefSeq and is a predicted model, not a curated record. Gene Ontology annotation, cellular component: nucleus. Lineage: Eukaryota; Metazoa; Chordata; Mammalia; Dermoptera; Cynocephalidae. The transcript has 3 exons. Gene Ontology annotation, biological process: regulation of transcription by RNA polymerase II. Bases 146 to 859 code for a protein of 237 amino acids. Gene Ontology annotation, molecular function: RNA polymerase II cis-regulatory region sequence-specific DNA binding; DNA-binding transcription factor activity, RNA polymerase II-specific.